Molecule: messenger RNA, 2798 nt
Organism: Camelus dromedarius (Arabian camel)
Lineage: Eukaryota; Metazoa; Chordata; Mammalia; Artiodactyla; Camelidae
Product: putative olfactory receptor 2I1
Exons: 2
Coding region: 1-948 (315 amino acids)
Biological process (GO): G protein-coupled receptor signaling pathway; detection of chemical stimulus involved in sensory perception of smell
Cellular component (GO): plasma membrane
Molecular function (GO): G protein-coupled receptor activity; olfactory receptor activity
Source: RefSeq, a predicted model, not a curated record
AUGAAGGCCAACCAGAGCACAGAGGAGCGCUUCCUCCUGCUGGGUUUCUCGGACUGGCCCUCCCUGCAGCCUGUCCUCUUCGCCCUUGUCCUUUUCUGCUACCUCCUGACCCUGACUGGGAAUUCGGCGCUUGCACUGCUGGCUGCGCGCGACCCGCGCCUGCACACGCCCAUGUACUACUUCCUCUGCCACCUGGCCCUGGUGGACGCGGGCUUCACCACGAGCGUGGUGCCACCGCUGCUGGCCAGCCUGCGCGGCCGGGCGCUGUGGCUGCAGCGCGGCGGCUGCCUGGCCCAGCUGUGCGCGUCGCUGGCUCUGGGCUCGGCCGAGUGCGUCCUGCUGGCGGUGAUGGCGCUGGACCGCGCGGCCGCCGUGUGCCGCCCGCUGCGCUACGCCGGGCUCGCCUCGCCGCGCCUCUGCCGCGCGCUGGCCGGCGCCUCCUGGCUGGGCGGCCUCACCAACUCGGCGGCGCAGACGGCCCUCCUGGCCUCGCGGCCGCUGUGCCCGCCCCACCAGGUGGACCACUUCAUCUGCGAGCUGCCCGCGCUACUCAAAUUGGCCUGCGGCGGCGGCCGGGACAUCCCAGAGCGCCAGAUGUUUGCUGCCCGGGUAGUCAUCCUGCUGCUGCCAUCCGCUGUCAUCUUGGCCUCCUAUGCUGCGGUGGCCCGCGCUGUAAGGGGCAUGAGGACCACAGGGAGCCGCAGGAAAGCGGUGGGCACCUGUGGGUCCCACCUGACAGCCGUCUGCCUGUUCUAUGGCUCAGCCAUCUACACCUACCUGCAACCCACGCUCGGCUACAACCAGGGACACGGCAAGUUCGUUUCACUUUUCUACACCGUAGUCACACCCGCCCUCAACCCACUCAUCUACACCCUCAGGAAUAAGGAAGUGAAGGGGGCAGCGAGGAGGCUCCUGGGGAGUCUUGGGAGAGGGCACGCUGGACAGUGAGCGUAUCUGGUAGGGAACGAAGUGUUACCCCAGGGCCCAAGGAUGGGAUGCCCACUGGAAAGUCAGUCAGUUUAGCCUUCAGGCUGUUCAUUUCUGAAUGACAGUCUGCAAGAUUUGCGCUCACAGAAGCCAAGGGGAAUGGGGGAGAUCCUUUCCUCCCGAGGAUCAGGAAAGGUUCAUUGCUGUAGGGAGAACCCCUACAGCCAUGUACAUGCAGGUUUAAUGAGGGGGAAAUGGCUUUCAGGUUUUCUCCUAAGCUGAUGAAGAAAGUUUGAUUUCUGGAAGACCUUCCCCAUCCACAGAGGACACUAUAACCACCUAGGAGGAAUCCAUAUGCUGGAAAGAUGGUUUGGUGUGAUUCCAGUCUGAUGGAAGAGAUCAUGAAAGACCUCAUGGUGCCUGUCACCAAAAGUGUCCCCCAAAAUGGCAAGAGAAUCAUAAACUCUGCCCUGCAGGAGUCCCCAUCCAGAAGAAGAAACCAUGGUCUCUCAUCUCAGGGAAUCAGUCCAACCUAAUGCUCACCUAGCCAGGGGACUGACUAGUGCCCACCACAGAGCACUUGACCCAGAGGUGUAAUGAGGAACACCUACAAGUCUGGUUUGUGCUGAGUGGGGGUAGAGUUGGGAAACUCUUCUGCAGAAAGUGGUUCUUGAGCAAGUUAUAAAGAAGAGAAGAGACUAAAUUAGUGGAGUAGGCAGGCAUAACUUAGGCUGUGAGAAAAACAUGCAUGUGAUCAGUAAGGAGACAUGAGGCAUUGAGAUGGAGGAGUAAACGAAGGUAGAAACAUGGGAGAAGCAGAGAGGGAAAAGCUCCAUUAGCCAGAACUUGGGCAGAGUGCUGGGGUUCAACCCAGAAACCAACACUACUUCCUUCAUCCAACCCAGAGAAGACCUGCUAGACCUUAAGGCAGGCAGGACAGAAACUGGUCCACAAUCCCCCACCUCUCAGAAAGUCCGUUCCCUCCCGAAGCACAUCUGUUCCCAAGAAGCCCCUACUAGAGACAUAAAAUCUCUAGAUCCCCAAGGUAAAUAUCUUGCCAUGCCCACCAUCAUCCCCAGAAAUAUGAAUAGUUUAAUUGGGUGUGAGACAGAGAAUAAGAGGGGGCACGGUGCCAAGUUUCGUUUCAUACCAAACAGCUUUAGAUAAGGAAAGGAGAAGUAGUUCGACUGAAUUUCUAAAUUAUUUAUGAAUAAGGUUAGAAUGAUGUUAAAGUAAUUAAUUCACUUCAAAAUAAACCAUUUCACUGUUCUAUACUAAAUGGAAAGUCAGCUUGGUUCAACGAUUAGUGAGUAAUAUGAUACACGAAGCACACAGACAACAAACACAGAAUUUAGUAAAACAUAGGUCCCAACCUAAAACUUAUUUUAUUGUUGGAUAGGAAAAGAAAUAGGAGUUUUUCUAAGAAUCAGAGGGAACCAAGAAAGGAUUAAAUGUUAUUCCCUGUCCUGAAACUUAUUCAAUCAUGUUAGAAUCAAGGAAUCAAAGAGUCAGAAAUAUGCUACAGUCUUCCUCCCGAGUCCAGACCAAAUCUUCUUUCUACUGAUCUUUCUCAUUAAUUUGGGGACAUUAUCAGUAAUGUGAGCAAUUAUUAGUGAGUAAGAAGUAGUCGAAAAUAAGGCCAUUUUUUUUAUUGCUGUCACCCGCCAAUGCAGUGAGGUGUCAGAAAGAGUAUAUUGCCCUUUCUGAUGCCAUAAUCUCCCAGGAUCUUCCCAUCUUCCAAUCUUUUUCCAUUGCAAGUCACAAUCUGCUUCUUAGGAAUUAUAGCGGUCUUCGCCUUAAUCAUCUCCUUCACCUGGGCCACUGAGCUGGACCUCCGCACCUGGAGGAGGUGCCUCUGCCCCUCAGCACCU